UCUAUUCACUAUUUGUCUCAGUUUAAUGUACUUAUGUUUGCUAUGCAAAACUGUGGUGAUUAUUACUUAAUAGUUAAUAUUUAUUAGUUUAAAAAAUAUUAUGGGCCGAAUGCCUCGUCAAUUUUUUGUCUGACAACUUCAUAUUCUUAAUUUCUUCAGUUAUUUAUUCAUAUUUAUGUUAACCUAUUUUUAAUACUUUACCUAGUCACUUAUUUUUUUUUAUUAAUGUGCCUUGAAUUGCCAAGAUGGAACAUAUAAAAACUCCAAAAGACACGCAGUGAGUUGUGUGUAUAAUUCUGUAACACAUGCAGUUGUAUGGCUGAAAAAGACAGGUUCGUGUCACCGGCUGGCUUCCGUCUAUAUCGUUUGUCAUCGGCUCCUGGAUCGUAUUCUCUGUUCUGCCGCUUGAGGUCGUGGCUACAGCGUGAAGCUGCCAUGGCCAAAGUGGCCAGGCAACAGCAACAGGACGGUUCGGUCAUUAAAAAGAUAGAAAAUGUACGAAUGUUAGACCGGUAUAAUUCCAAAAAAACAUCAGCCGGUACAUUAUACUUAACAGCUACCCAUUUAAUAUUUUUCGAUACUGAAAAUAAUAAAGAAUCUUGGGUGCUGUUAAUGCAUAUAGGCAGUGUUGAAAAAUUACCUAUUACAACGACUGGUUGUCCAAUACUAAUACGAUGCAAAACAUUCUUAUCAGUCACAUUUGUUAUACCAAAAGAAAGAGAUUCUCACAAUAUAUAUACGUCACUGCUCGUUCUCUGUCAACCUGCAAAAAUUGAAGAUGUUUACUGUUUUUUAUACAAAUCAAAUUCUGACAAGAUAUCGAAAAGUGCUGGUUGGGAUAGUUUUAAUCUGGAAACAGAAUAUAAAAGAAUGAAUGUACCAAAUGAAGCUUGGAGUCUAACUACAUUAAAUCAAGACUAUCAGCUAUGUGAUACUUACCCAAAGUUCCUUUUUGUACCAUCAUCUGUGAGUACAUCCAUUUUAGUGGGCAGUUCAAAGUUUCGUAGUAAGGAACGAUUACCAGUACUUACAUACUUGCACAGAAACAAGGCAUCUAUUUGCCGUUGUGCACAACCUUUGUCUGGAUUUAAUGCCAGAUGUAUGGAAGAUGAACAACUUCUUACAUGUAUACUAUACACAAAUCCUGGUAGCGAAUACAUGUAUGUUGUUGAUACUAGACCAAAGAUAAAUGCUAUGGCAAAUCGAGCAACAGGAAAAGGUUAUGAAAAUGAAAACUUCUACGAUAGUAUUAAAUUUAAUUUCUUAGGUAUAGAAAAUAUUCACGUUAUGAGAAAUAGUUUGUCCAAAGUUGUAGAUUUAUGUGAACAACGAAAUCUAUCUAUGUCACAAUUUAUUGGAGGAUUAGACAGUAGUGGUUGGUUACGACAUAUCAAAACUAUUCUUGAUACAUCAGCUUUUAUAUGCCAAGCAGUUAAUAGUGGAAAGUCUGUUGUGGUUCAUUGUUCAGAUGGAUGGGAUCGAACAGCUCAAGUGUGUUCACUGGCUUCACUAAUGUUAGAUCCAUAUUAUCGCACACUCCAAGGAUUUCAGGCUCUUAUUGAAAAAGAUUGGUUAGCAUUUGGUCACAAAUUUAGUGAUCGGUGUGGCCAUAUAGCUGGUGACUCAAAAGAAGUCUCUCCAGUAUUUACUCAAUUUAUAGAAGCAACAUGGCAACUCACAAUGAUUCAACCCACAACAUUUGAAUUCAAUGAAAGAUUUUUAUUAAUUUUACAUGACCAUGUAACAUCCUGUCAGUAUGGAACUUUUAUUGGAAAUUGUGAAAAAGAACGUGUUGAUCUCAAACUCAAAGAUCGUACAUUUUCUUUUUGGGGUUAUGUUGAAGAACAUAAAAAAGAAUUUUUAAAUCCCUUAUAUAGUGCUCAAGUAGAAACUAUGAGUCCUGAUUUAUCUCCACAAAAUAUAAGAUUUUGGCGAGGAAUGUAUUGUCGUUUUGAAAAUGGAGUUCAUCCACGUGAGCAUGUAUAUGACAUUUUACUAGCGACUAGUGAACAAACAAAAUCUAUUGAUGAUCAUGUAAAAUUCCUACAAAAAAGACUAUCAUACUUUAAACGUAAGAUAACUGAUGGUGCAGACAUGGUCAAAAACAGUCUGUUCUCAAAAGAAAUAUGUAUAGAACCUAUGAGUUAUAACAAAGAAGAUAAUAUUAUACAAUCCAUGAAUGAUGCAUUUGAUAAUUUAACUGUUAUGGAACCAAAACUAGAUGAAGCCCAUAAAGUGGCUAUUGAAUGGAAGAGCUUACGUGAAGCAGUUUCUUGUGAAUGUUCUACUGAUUCUUCUACAAAAAAAUAUCACUGUUGGAAAUGUGGAAAUGUGUUUUGCACUCGCUGUAUAGAUAUGAAUGUUCCAUUACCUGGUCAUCUUAGUCAAGAACCUGUGCCAGUAUGUCACGGAUGUCGUAAAAUUGUUUCAAGAUCAUCGACAGAAUCUUCUUAAGUUUAUUGUGUUAUUAUUAAACUAAUUAUUAGUUAAUUUUACUAAAUUAAAAACCAGUUACAAUAUUUAUACUUAAAUCUGUAAAUAUAAAUAUUAAAUGGUAUUACCUAUUCCAAUUAUAAAUUAAUUAAAUUAAUUAUAUUAUCAACAUAAUAGCCUAAAUUAUCUUAUAGAUCUCCAUUUUUUUAAUAUUACCUAAUUAGUCUACUUUGUGAAAAAUAAAGUCAAUCGCACAAUACUUUCUAUAUUAUGACCAAUUAAUAUUUAACUUAAAUAAGUUAAAGUGUUAUGUUGAUUUUUUCAUUAUAUUCUGAGUAAAUUGAGAGAAAUAAUAGCACAAAUUGAAUAGUUUAUGUUAUGUGCUAAAAGUUAUUUUAUAUAAAUCAUGCUAUUUAUCAAAAACUUUAAAUAGCUUAAUUAUUUAUUAAAAUUACAUUUAUUUAAAGUGAAAUCAAUUUUAAUUUAAUUUAAAAAUAAUAAAUUGUAUUUAAUGUUAAUUAACUUGCUACAUUUAUGCAUAAAUAUAAAACAAUACUGAAUGAUAAUAUUUCAAUUGCACUUUAUAUCUUAUAGUCUUAAUUAAGACCAUAAACAAUAUUAAUUUAAAAUUUAAAUAAUACAAUAAUUUUUAAGACUAAAAGUUCAGAUUUGUUUGCAAAUAUAAUUGAUUAUAUCUAAGAUCAGUGAUGGCACAUAAUUUUAAUUAGCUUUGUUUUAUAUUUAUGUUAACCAUUAUUGAAAUAAUUACAAUAAAUACUGAAAUUACAAUUUUAUAUACACAAUAUUGAUACAUAAAAAGAAAGUGCCUUUUAACAAUUUUGUGUUAAAAAAGGAUCAAACUCUUACAAGUGAUAUGUUUAAUAGGCGCUUACCCGUUAAUAAUGAUGUUUUAGUGUUUAGAUUAAAUAAUAAUUCAAGUUUUAAUUAUGUACUUUUAUUUCCUUUACCAUAUUACUAUAUAUUACAUUAUUACAUUAUUAUAAUCUAUGAUAUUAAUUCCAGAACAAUUAUAAAAGUUUUUUUUUUUAUUUACAAUAAACAGUGACGACUUUUAUACUUAUUUGUUAUGCAUAAACAUAAUUUAUAAAGAAUGAGACACUAUGUAUUGUAUUGUUUCUGUGUUAAAAAGGUAAAAUAUAGCAACAUUUCUUUAAAAUCAUAAAA
Molecule: messenger RNA, 3618 nt
Organism: Aphis gossypii (cotton aphid)
Lineage: Eukaryota; Metazoa; Arthropoda; Insecta; Hemiptera; Aphididae
Gene: Mtmr6
Product: myotubularin-related protein 6
Exons: 11
Coding region: 316-2454 (712 amino acids)
Biological process (GO): dephosphorylation
Molecular function (GO): metal ion binding; phosphatase activity
Source: RefSeq, a predicted model, not a curated record